Messenger RNA from Lagopus muta (rock ptarmigan), 6119 nucleotides. It is a transcript of the gene PLEKHD1, whose product is annotated as pleckstrin homology and coiled-coil domain containing D1. Bases 263 to 1768 code for a protein of 501 amino acids. The record is from RefSeq and is a predicted model, not a curated record. The transcript has 13 exons. Lineage: Eukaryota; Metazoa; Chordata; Aves; Galliformes; Phasianidae.
UUUUUUUUUUUAAUUCAUUUCUUAGUCUGGGAUGUGCUCUGUUCUUAAUGCAUCAGGAAGCCAUAUGGAAUGAAGAAGCUUCAUUGUCUGUGCAUCAGGGAGGGAAUUAUUGACUGAGUGCUGAGCAGCCACAUUAUUGAUUCUGUCCGUAGCCCAGCCUGUGUGCUGCUCGGGUUGACUGUGUCCUUCUGGCUCGCUGCAUUUAAUCGGAUUCUCUGAGCCAUUGAGCAGAGGGGGAGAGUUGGAACCAAACCCAUCUAUCAUGUUUGCUUCCAAAUCCAGCUCCGUGUCCCCUUCUCCAUCCAUGGAGCAGGCAGAUUCGGAUGCUCUAGACAUCAGCACCAAAGUGCAGCUGUACGGAGUGCUGUGGAAGAGACCUUUUGGGAGGCAGUCGGCCAAGUGGUCCAGGAGGUUCUUCAUCAUUAAGGAGAGUUUCCUGCUUUACUAUGCUGAGAGUGAGAAGAAGAGCUUUGAGAGCAAUAAAUACUUUAAUAUCCACCCCAAGGGUGUCGUACCCCUGGGGGGCUGCAUUGUGGAACCCAAAGAAGAGCCCAAUAUGCCUUACGCCAUAAAGAUCUCUCAUGAAGACUUCCAUGGUAACAUCGUUCUAGCAGCUGAAUCAGAGUUUGAGCAGGCUCAGUGGCUGGAGAUGCUGCAGGAAUCUGGAAAAGUGACCUGGAAGAAUGCCCAGCUGGGAGAAGCCAUGAUCGAGAGCCUGGAAGCCCAAGGACUGCAGCUGGCCAAGGAGAAACAGGAGUAUGUAGAUAAACUGAUGGAAGAAACAGAAGAGUUGUGUCUGCAGAGGGAGCAGAAAGAGGAAUUGGAACGUCUGAACCAGGUGCUGGAGGCAGAGAAGCAGCGGUUUGAAGAGGUGGUACGGGAACUGCGGCUGGAGCAGGAGCAGAUCAGGCGGGAGCUAGAGCUCACAGCCCGCUCCCUUAAUGGAGUGGAGCAAGAAAAGAAAGAGUUGCGAAGCCUGACUCAGUCCUUACAGAAAAACCUGGAGGAGCUUUCCAUGGAAAAGCAGCAAAUGUUGGAGAUGUUGGAAACAAAUGAAAGCCCACCUUCAACCAGUCCUAGUGAGGAGCAAAGCCCCAGCUGGGGGUUGCACUGCAGCCUGCAGCAGAUUGAAGAGAAGAUGCAGCAACUCCUGGAAGAGAAACUUCUGGCAGAGAAGAGGAUGAAGGAGAAUGAGGAGCGGUCCCGAGCCCUGGAGGCGGAGCGAGAGUUUUACUCUUCCCAGUCGCAAGCGCUGCAGAACUCACUCUCAGAGCUGACUGCAGAGAAGCAGCAGACAGAGAGAGACCUCAAGGCUGAGGUGAAAGUGCGCAUGGAACUGGAAAAGAGACUGAGGGAAGCUGAGGAAGCAUUGCAGAGCUUGGAGCAAGGCUUAAAUUCUUUGGAUCGUAACAAGGAGAGGGAGGAGAAGAUGAAAGCAGAUGUCAGUAAUCUGAGAAAGUUCUUCGAAGAGUGCAUCCGCAAUGCCGAGCUGGAGGCCAAGAUGCCUGUGAUCAUGAAGAACUCUGUGUACAUCCACAAAGCUGCCACUCGUCGCAUAAAGAGCUGCCGCCUUCACCGCCGGAGAGCCAGCGCUUCAUGGAAUGACUUGAAGCAGUCCCAGUCCUUCAUCAUCUCACAUGCAGAAGCUGAAAACAUCGAGGAGCUGAAAGAGGCAGCUAAAAGACUGAGCCGUCACCAGCACUUCCGUGAGACACUCUAUCAAAUCAUGAGAUCACACAAAGAUUCAUCAUCAGGGGAUGAAAAGUGACUCUUGUUGAGAGGGGACUUCUGAUCUCAACUUGCCAUUCAGCUCUGCAAACACUAAGCAGUCAGGCAUUAGGGUUCAGAAGGGAGUUGCGUCCUUUGGUGAGGAAGGUGGUGGGAAGUUGUGUGUAGGCAGUUCCCUCAAGUAGUGUCUCUGCUUUAGUUUGGAUGCUCUCUGUGGUCUGGCAGACCUUCCCUGCUGAUGACUCUGGGUCAUGCCUUUUUGCUUCAGCUGCUUACGUUAAGCCAUGUUUUGCCAAGAUACUGCAGCUGGUGUUAAUGUGAAACACUGGCCUUAGCUUAGGAAGUGCCUCUUCUUUGCUGCCUACUCUGCCUGCUAAAAACAGGUGCUUCUGAGAAAUCCUUCCUCAGCCACCCAGCUACACUCAGCAGCCACCCAGCUACACUCAGUGUAGCCACUCCCAGCUGGCACAAUUUAACCUGUUCUACCUAACGUCCUCUAGGAAACUGUCUUCUCAGUGUAGAGCAUAACAUCAAAUACAAGGCAAUCUUAUGCUGCAGCAACAUUUUAAGUAGAGAGAUAACAGCACAAGGUGAAGCCAACCUGAGGAUUCUCCCCAUGGCAGGGGAGAUGGAACUACAUGAUCUUUAAGGACUCUUCCAACCUAAGCUGUUCUACAAUUUGCCUCCAAAAGCAUCAUGUGCAAAGAUCUCCUAGAAAACUCAGUAGCAUCAGUGCAAGGUGGAGGGAAGCUAUGCUGUGCUGACUGUAGGCAGAACAUCCUGGGGACACUUUUUCAUCAAGACAGCUGACUAUGUUGCUGUCAGGAGGAGGAGAAAAGGUCUGUGCAGAAAAUGGUAGGCAAGUUCAGUGUGGAGUAGCCUUGACUCUGAUGGUUUCCUCAUCACCUCAGGAAAACAAGCUUAAGGACAGGUGAGUGGAGUGAGAACUGUUCAGCAAUGACACCUACUGCCAUUUUGCAAAUUAAAUGUUGUCAGCAACAAGAGGUUAGGGCUGAGGAGUUGGGGAGAUCCACUUCAAUGUGUACUGCAGCAAAUAGCCCUUACCCAGCACUUUGUACUGCUCUCUGCCAGUCCUUUUAAUUGCAGCCCAAGCUAUCAUGGUCUAGCCUGGACCUCCAGCAAACCAAGACUGGAAUGGGAGAGGUCCUGUGUACAGCUUAAUCAGAAGUGGGCUCCUGGCUGGCCUCUGGUCUCUUCCUCAUUGUUCACCAUGAGGUUGUCACAGUGGAGUAUUUAGGUUGGAGUUGGUUACCUUGUGUUUUACAUGAGAGGAAUGGCUUUGUUGUACAAAUCUCUCCUUUAUAAAAGCAGCUGGCUAAUAAUUAUCCACACUAUAGUAACUGCACUGCUUAGUGCUUACAGAGCACAUGGCAAGCACGCUCAGUGAUACUUCAUCCCUGUGAUAUAAGUCAGAAAACAGAGAUGUAAAACAUACAAAGGUGAUGAUGCUAAAAGCAGAGCUUGCUUAGGGCUUAGCUGCCAGAGUACUGGGGCUCUUAGGUCUGUACCCCUGGGUAUUACAAGUGCCCUUUUUGUCAAGUGACUGGGGUGGCUGUUUGCAUAUUCAGGCUUUGUUUCUGGGCACCAAAGUCAUUCCCUUCCAAUCCCGUGCUGCUUCUAGGGUGAACUUAGGGAUGAGAUAGGGAAGGGACCUUGUCCUGUUGUCAUCCAUGAGAGUGGCACUGAUGCUGGUGGAGGGUGCAAAGUGUGAUAUGCUGAGAGCUUCUAGAGGGGACUGUGUGACCAGAGGAUAAGCACUGAAGGCAUGGUCUCUCCAUUUCAGCCACUUAUUGACCACUGUCCUCCUGCUAGAUAAUGGGAUGCUUUAAAAAGCCAGAGGGCUCAUCACAGAGGGCUGCUAGUUUUACAGUGACAGGUGAUGGGACAGGAGAAUAAAAUUUACAUCCCUCCUUAGCAUACCUGGCCUUUUUGUGCUUUUCCUAUUCCAGCUUGCAUGCUAGAAGGCCAGAAAUUAAUUCUGGUUCCCAGAAGGUUGAAGAGUUAAGAAACAAAAGCGGAGCUGGUUUUCCCCUUUGCAUUGUCCUGUCAAACUCUCAGGCUAUUUUCCAGUUGCAAUUUUUUUUAUCAUGUAAUACUGGAAGAUGCAGUGAAAAGUACAGCCAGAAUGUGUACCUGUAAUCAAGGCAGUUAAAAAAAACCACUUGGUGGCUUGUGAAUGCAACACUUUGAUCUAUUACAAUCAGAUGCCACAAUAUCAUAAUUUACAGAAGUAUUGUACUCAGGAGGUAGUCACAUCUGAUCUUCCUUUACUGCAUAUUGACAGCAAUAAGUAAAUAAAAGUUACACAGAUACCAGAGUGAAUUCCUAUGUGUUCUUGUCACACUGUUACUGAAAUGAAGUUAAAUUGCCUCUGCAGGAGUAGAGACAAAUUGUUGUGACAUGCUCAUUUACUGCCAGGGUACUUGCUGUGCUUCACUGGGUUGCUGUAUGAGCUGAGCAUCAUCUCUUGAAGGACAGUGUGCAAAAUGCUUUCACCCUUGCCACCUGCUUCCACUUUAUUUACUAUGUUGAGCCUCUGCACUUUAAAAUGGAAAUAAUGCUAAAUCCAGGAUAUAUCAAAUCUAAAUCAGAAAUCUCAUGCAGCUUGCUGGCUUCAGGUAAGCAGGUGGAACCAAGCCAUGCCCUCAGCUACCUGUGGCAAAGUUUUUUCUAUCAGCUGUUCAUUGCUGCAGACAAUAGCCCUGUUAGCCCUGACCUCAUAAGUACCCUGGGAGAGUCUUCUCACCUAGGAACCUCUCUUCUCUCUGAAGACUUUCCCAGUUGGCCCUUUUAGAGCUCUGUUAAAACAGUGUUAAUGUGUGGACACUGCCAGCUGUAGUGUCUGUGUCUUCUUACCUACUUGUACACAACAAGAGCAGCGGCUCCUGCUCAGGCUGUGCUAAGGGUUAAUUUAGUCCUCCAUGUGAGCAGCAAGAAGCCUCCAGGCUGUUUCACUGCUUGGUGUGGAAGUGUUGUUUGCUUUGUGGACAGGAGUUUUGGAGCUCCUCUGGUACUUGCUGCCUCAGGGCUUUGCUAUUGCCUAGAAGUAAAUGGCAGAGAAAAGAAGGCAGCACCGCCCCACCAUCGGUGUUUGCUGCUUUGAAAGCAGAGAAAGCAGAUGAGAAAUGGAAACUGCCUUCAGGGUCAGAAGUCAAUAACAGAGGGUGAAAUGUCACUGGUGUUAGAGCUGCUGUGCAUAAAGUAUGAGGGAUGCUGGCGGUAGUGAUCCUCAGCUCUGGAGCAUGGAUUUUUAUCUCAAGAUGGUGGGCCGGUUUUCAGCUUGGUAUUGGUUCUUUGGAGGAAGGAUAACAGGUUUUCACUAAAAUGUCUGUUUUGAUUGCUUUUUCAUUCAGGUGCUUCCUGUGGCAAGUGAAUGGACAGAGGGUGGCUCAUGCUGUGUCUCACAAGGAGAAGCGUCUGUAUGGGUGGGAGGAAUGGUGGUGCCGGGGGACUGGCUGUGGUCACACACUGCAGCGUGGCCAUGAUGGUCAGAGGUGGCCUUUCCCUCAUGAUGGGGCUGUGCUGUUCUGCUGCCUGCACCUCUGGGCUCUUCUGCCUGCCUGCUCACUCAGAGCCUCAGUGCCUUUCUGCCCACCAAGAUAAUGUUUCCUAUAUUAAGUAACUCCUUUCCUUCUUACUGUAGGCUUAACUGUAAAGCCGGAAUGAGGAAAGAUCCAACUGAGGAUUCAGACAAGUCUGUGAGUCCUUUCUGCUCCUCUUUCCACCAGCAUUGAGUACAGGAGGUGCUGCAGUGCUGGGACUGGCAUCUCUUUUUCAGCCUUGGCAGGUUUGCUACUUAAGAUGAAAAAUGACAAAAGCCAUUUUGUGGAGGUAGCAAAGGCACCUUUUUCUAUUUCAGAGGUGUUGUAAUAAAUAGAACAAGUGAGGUCAUGGGUUCUUCUUUUGCUGCAUUAUGAGAAGUGCAAGCUUUGCAUUGCUUAAAAUAAUAAGUAAAAUUCUGCUUAGUCUUGAGUUCCUCUUGGCUGCACUCUGCCUCAAACCAUCCAAGGGUACGGGGAUGGGUCUUUUCCCAGGACUGCUGCUCCUAUUGGAUUUUUUUAUUUUUAUUUUUCUGUUAGUGCUGUGGGCAGGAGAGUUCUCACUUCACUCCUACGUCAGUGCCUGCCUUAAGGAGCCACCAGCCCCCACUCCCCUGGCAUGAGAGGAAAGGGUUCUGCUUUAUGCAAGCUUUUACUCUGAAGUAUGGCCAGGAGCAGUGCCAUAGCACGGGUGGUAGAGCUCAAACUUUGAUGGGACUCACAAGUGCACGAAGUCCCUGCUGACAGAGGUGCACAGGUAGGUUAGUAACAUGAGGCUGUGAGAAGUUAAAACCACGCAGCAAGGAGGUGGGAAUGCUGCAACUCCUGUAG